AUGGUUAUCACUCACCAUACUUUGGCAUUUGCAUUUGGCAUGCUAGGUAAUGUCAUUUCGUUCUUGGUAUUCUUGGCUCCAGUGCCAACAUUUUACCGAAUAUACAAGAAGAAAUCGACGGAAAGUUUUCAGUCACUGCCUUACUUGGUGGCAUUAUUCAGUUCAAUGCUUUGGUUGUACUAUGCGUUACUUAAAAGAGAUGCUGUUCUUCUCAUUACCAUUAAUUCAUUUGGAUGUGUUAUAGAGAUCAUCUACAUCGUCUUGUACAUCAUCUAUGCAACCAGGGAUGGUAGGAACUUGACUGUCAAGCUAUUUUCGGCGAUGAAUAUUGGCUCCUUUGCUUUGAUCCUCUUAGUCACAAACUUUGUUGUGCAUGGUCCCCUCCGUGUCCAAGUCCUCGGAUGGAUUUGUGUUUCCAUUUCAGUCAGUGUCUUUGCAGCACCGCUAAGCAUCGUGGCACAAGUUGUUCGCACAAAGAGUGUAGAGUUUAUGCCUUUCAAUUUGUCAUUUACCCUAACAUUGAGUGCCAUAAUGUGGUUUGGUUAUGGUCUCUUUCUCAAGGACAUAUGCAUCGCUCUCCCAAAUGUGCUUGGUUUUGUGCUGGGGUUACUUCAAAUGGUGGUUUACGCAAUUUACAGAAAAGGAAAUAAGAAGAGUAAUACAAAGGAAAAGAAUCCAAUGGAGCCACUGAAGAACAUUGUUGUAGCGAGCCCGUUGGGAACUGGAGAAGUGUUUCCUGUGGAGGAAGAUGAAGAUGCAAAAAAGAGCGAAGAAGUUGAUAAAGAGGAGAAAAAGAGUGAAGAAUGCGCGUCGGAUAUGCAGGAUUCCCUCCACUAUUCUAACCUUUUGUUAGGCGACAAGUUUAACUCAUCUCUGCCCACCACUAAAUCAAAGGUUGUCUUGUGUGUUACUGUUGACAUCACUACAUUCAAUAUGUUGGUUCCCUCCAUCCAUCCUCAUUAUUGUGGUUCCCCAAAGUCUAAAGCACAAACAACAUCAAUGGCUAUCAGCCACAGUACUUUGGCAUUUGCCUUCGGCAUGCUUGGUAACGUCAUUUCGUUCUUGGUAUUCUUGGCUCCACUAACAACAUUUUACCGAAUAUUCAAGAAGAAAUCAACUGAGGGGUUUCAAUCACUGCCUUACCUGGUGGCAUUGUUCAGUUCCAUGCUUUGGUUGUACUAUGCCUUACUCAAAAAAGACGCUUUUCUUCUCUUGACUAUUAACUCAUUUGGAUGUGUCAUAGAGAUCAUCUACAUCAUCUUGUACAUCAUCUAUGCGACCAGGGAUGCUAGGAACAUAACUUUAAAGCUAUUUUCGGCAAUGAAUGUGGGCUCCUUCGUUCUGAUUCUCUUAGUCACACAUUUUGCCGUGCAUGGUUCCUUCCGUGUCCAAGUCCUUGGAUGGAUAUGUGUUUCCCUUUCGAUCAGCGUCUUUGCAGCACCACUAAGCAUUGUGGCACAAGUUGUUCGAACAAAGAGUGUUGAGUUCAUGCCUUUCAAUUUGUCAUUCACCCUCACAUUGAGUGCCAUAAUGUGGUUUGGUUAUGGUCUCUUUCUCAAGGACAUAUGCAUUGCACUUCCAAAUGUACUGGGUUUUGCACUGGGAUUAAUUCAGAUGCUGCUUUAUGGCAUUUACCGGAAUGGCAAUAAGAAGGGAGAGAAAAUGGAAAAGAAGGCACGGGAAGAGCCACUGAAAAGCGUUGUCAUAGCUAGCACUGGGCCUUUAGAAAGUGGUGAUGAGGUGUUUCUUGUGGAGGAAAACCAGCAAGGAAAGAAGAGCAAAGAAAAUAAUGAGGAGAAGGAGAAAAGUGAUGAGCCUAACGAUUGCUCAGUCUAA
This is a messenger RNA of Sphenostylis stenocarpa, 1836 nucleotides long. The record is from the annotation of a GenBank genome assembly. Lineage: Eukaryota; Viridiplantae; Streptophyta; Magnoliopsida; Fabales; Fabaceae.